GCAUUAUUUUUUGUAUUAAUAAAAUGUCAGUUUUGUUUUAGCAUCGAAAUCCUUGAAGAAAAAGCUGGUCUUCUCACGCUGUAUAUGGCUACGCUUUCGCUCACUCUUCUUAACUGUGCGAGCACCGUCGAGAAUCCCCACACCACAUUUUCUUCAUCGUUCACCACUCUCUCUCGCAGGAGUGGAUAUAGCACAUGCUCUUUUGCCAAGAAAUCAUUGAGGAAAUCCAUAAGAGAUGAACUAGAGGCAUCCGGAGAUAUCUUAGAUGAUAAAUUUGUUCAAAAUGACAACUUGGACACUUCUCUCAAUCCAGCUGCCAAGAAUUCUAACCCUUUUCCUUCAAGGAGUGCCGUGCUUCAAGCUUGCAUAAUAACUUCUGGUCUUAUAGCUGCUUUGGGAUUAGUGAUUCGGCAGCUGUCUCAUGUCGCAUCUGUGGAAGGAUUGCCAGUCUUGGACUGCUCUACAGAAGUAUCAUUUGGUUUUGAAUUGUGGCACCUUGAGUUGAUUACAGGACUUGUAGUGUUAAUAUCAUCAUGUCGCUAUUUACUAUUGAAGACAUGGCCAAAUUUUGCAGAAUCUAGCGAAGCAGCGAAUAAACAGGUCCUUAGCUCACUUCAGCCUUUGGAUUAUAUUGUCGUUGCAUUCUUGCCUGGUAUUAGUGAGGAACUCCUUUUCCGAGGAGCAAUUCUUCCACUUUUGGGAACGAACUGGAAUAGUAUUGGGAUUGCUGCAUUGAUCUUUGGUGUUUUGCACCUGGGCAAUGGUCGAAAGUAUUCCUUUGCCAUCUGGGCAACUUUUGUUGGUCUUGCAUAUGGAUAUGCUACAAUUUUAUCUUCUAGUGUGGCGGUUCCCAUGGCUUCUCAUGCAGUGAACAAUCUGAUUGGAGGGAUUUUAUGGCGGUACACGUCAAAUACACCAAACCAGAAACUGAAUGAAUGAUUGCCAUCUUCAUGGCUAAGUCACUGGCUCUCUAUAAUCUAACCCUCCCUGCCCUGGGUUUGAUCUAUAUGUGAGACUCGUGAUUGGGAAAUCAUGGAGCAACAAGGAAGUUUGCAAAUACUAGUAGUAAUGGAAGCUCUGCUCUCCUCAAUUGUUUAAGGAAAAGUUCAUGUUUGUAUAUUACAUACUAUUUAUAGGUCUCUGUUAUAGUCCUCUGAAAACAUGUCAUGAAAUUAUUUACCGUAAAUAGAUAACUGUAAAUUGUAAUGACAACGAGGUCACUUGGCUUGCUUGUUACCAAUUUGACUUUAUUUGUCUCCUAUUUU
This is a messenger RNA of Vigna unguiculata (cowpea), 1265 nucleotides long. RefSeq names its product CAAX amino terminal protease family protein. The record is from RefSeq and is a predicted model, not a curated record. Gene Ontology annotation, cellular component: membrane. Lineage: Eukaryota; Viridiplantae; Streptophyta; Magnoliopsida; Fabales; Fabaceae. Gene Ontology annotation, biological process: CAAX-box protein processing. Gene Ontology annotation, molecular function: metalloendopeptidase activity.